AUUGAUUAAUACGGUUAAAUGCAAAAUCAUAAUCUGAAUUAAGAAGUAUAUUUUAUCAUUUCAUCAUGUUUUAGUAAACAAAAUAUCUUGCUUGAAUGAGAUCGCGUCCAGUGAAAUCAAAUCCGAUGAAUAAUUGUUUCAGAUGAAUAAUUGCUUGUUAUUUUGCACUUGUUGUCAUGCACUUGAAAGUUGGCCAGAUGGACAUAUUUGUGUAUUUGCUUUGAGGAUGCACUGUGUGGACACUGACAAACAUCUGGAGAGCUCAGGGGUCCUCCACAAGCCCCCUGAUGAAGAGCUAUGUGAGGAGGAAAUGGACACAUCAGAAGCAAAGUGGCACUGGUUUUACCUUGCCGAGUGUGGCGUCUGGCAUAUGUUUGAAGAAGUUCCAAGCACAGGUUGUUCUGUCACCAAUGAGCAAAUUGAGCAAAGCUACUGCAAGAAUCAGCAUGCUUCAAUGGACUUCUAUACUGCUAAAUAUACCUAUAAAUUAGACUUUUCUGCUAUGAAACAAGUCAAUGUGACUACUGGAAAAGAAAGGCCAAUCAAAAGGGCAUUGCAAUCAGCUACUGACUUCAGAUUUAUCUGUGAUAACCCAGCCCUUCCUGUACCCAGCCACUGGGAAAGAGUUAAUACAGAGGAACCCUAUCAGCUCAUUGCUCUAUGCAGAGAUACCUUUGAGUACAAAGAAGUGGCCCGGUUAUAUGAAAGAACCAUGAGCCAGCCCAUCAGAUCCAUUCAGAGAAUACAGAACCUGGACUUGUGGGAGUUUUUCUGCAGGAAAAAAGCCCAGCUGAGAAAGAUAAAACGUGUCGUAAACGUUGAAGAAAAGAUGCUUUUCCACGGAACUGGCCACAGUAACAUACAGGCUAUAUGCACAUAUAACUUUGAUUGGCGUCUCACAGGAAGUCAUGGUGACGUCUAUGGCAAAGGAAGCUAUUUUGCACGUGACGCAAGGUAUUCCAGCAAGUUUUGCCAUUCGACUAGCAAGCAUAACUUUAUCCUACAGAAGCACGGUUUAGCGCCCGCUAUUUUCCAGAGUGACCCACCUUACAAGUGCAUGUUCCUUGCACGGGUUCUAGUUGGGGAAUACACACUGGGUCACCCCCAGUACUGCAGACCUCCUUCUAAAGACAUGAGCAUUGCCAACUUUUUCGACAGCUGUGUGGAUGACAUGAUGAACCCUAAGAUCUUCGUUAUAUUCGACAGCAACCAGAUCUAUCCGGAAUACCUAAUUGAAUUUUGCUGAUGUCAAAGAUCAAAAGAAAAUCAGCAUAAACAGUUAACAGCAUUUCAUUCUUUUAUUCUGAAGAACUUACUGUACCGUGGAGUUGUGGAAGCUAUAGAGCAGAGUGCUGUAACAGUGCUGAGGCCAGUUACUGCAAAAGUGCCUUUGGUGAAAAACUAUGAAAUAUAUAACAAUAUACUGUGACUAGGGGGCUAAGAAAAAAAAGUAUACAUGGGUAAUAUAUUUAUAGUUUAUAUGGAUUUUAUCAACUUUUGUUGUAUUAUUACAUUUAUUUAAAUGUUCCACUAGGAACCGGUUUUUCUCUUUAUCCCAGCCAUUUUAUUUAUCAUUUGAAAUUUGCUUCCAUACAAGAUGCCAUAACUUGUAUUAUUUACUUUUGUAAUAUCCAGAAAUCAUGCCUUGUAGAAAAAAAAUGGCAGAAAGUGAUUCCAUAAAGACUGGGUACUCAA
This is a messenger RNA of Ctenopharyngodon idella (grass carp), 1695 nucleotides long. Its product is annotated as protein mono-ADP-ribosyltransferase PARP11-like. Bases 143 to 1246 code for a protein of 367 amino acids. NCBI's taxonomy places the organism in Eukaryota, Metazoa, Chordata, Actinopteri, Cypriniformes, Xenocyprididae. Gene Ontology annotation, molecular function: NAD+ poly-ADP-ribosyltransferase activity; zinc ion binding. The transcript has 7 exons. The record is from RefSeq and is a predicted model, not a curated record.